AUGAAUCAUUUGAUAAUUAGAGCAUUCACCGACGUGUUCAUGAUUACAAUGUUCAGUGUCAAAGUACUAAUUUCAUCAUUUGUAGUUGGUGUUGUAGUACUACUUACUUCAGUUUCUGUAGUCGGUGUACUUGUAGUUGUUUCAUCUGGCGUUACAGUACUAAUUGAAUCAUCUUUCGUUGAUUUAAUUGAUGUUGUUGAAUCAAUUAUAACUUCUAGUGUACGAGCUUGGGGUAUUUCUAUGGUACUAAUAAUAAUUUCACCAACUGAAUUGGUCUUCAAAGCCGAAACAAUGGGCUCGCCGACAGGAGUCACUGUAUCUUCAGGAAUAAUGGUGUCAGUAUCAGUUAUGAUGGUGGCUUUUAAUGUUUUAGGUGAUCCUGUUAUAAUUUCUCUUGAAACGUUUCUAGACGUGCCAGCAGAUUCUAAUGGAUUGCCGAGAGCUUAA
Messenger RNA from Cotesia congregata, 447 nucleotides. The record is from the annotation of a GenBank genome assembly. NCBI's taxonomy places the organism in Eukaryota, Metazoa, Arthropoda, Insecta, Hymenoptera, Braconidae.